This is a messenger RNA of Biomphalaria glabrata, 5736 nucleotides long. RefSeq lists its product as uncharacterized. The transcript is spliced from 4 exons. Gene Ontology annotation, molecular function: protein-cysteine S-palmitoyltransferase activity. Gene Ontology annotation, cellular component: Golgi apparatus; endoplasmic reticulum. NCBI's taxonomy places the organism in Eukaryota, Metazoa, Mollusca, Gastropoda, Planorbidae. The record is from RefSeq and is a predicted model, not a curated record. The coding region runs from base 174 to 1583 and encodes 469 amino acids. Gene Ontology annotation, biological process: protein targeting to membrane; peptidyl-L-cysteine S-palmitoylation.
AAAUACAUGUAGUCUAAUCUAGAUUCUAAUUCAUUAAAUAUCAAGCUCGAGUUGAAUAAAAAGCUAGAUCUAGAACGAACGCUCCAAUCAAUCAGAUCAAUAGAAGUAAGAGUAAUACUUUGGCGUCACUUACGAAGAAAAGAAGAAAAACCUACAUAGUAGGCCUAUUAGAAAUGUUUGACAGAGAAUAUGAAGAUGAUAAUAUGUUGGAAACUCCUGAGGCCAUUGAAAUGGAGAGAACAGAGACGAUGCCAAAGCAAACAGUUAAUAAGCUUGACAGUUUGCACAGCAAAUUGCUGAGUCACUACAAUAAAGGCAUUAGAAAACCAAAAUUGAACAUUCUGAGCUCUCCAAUGACACCAGAGACUGUAAACAAGAUAGCUGUUCCUUUGUAUCUGUUCACCAUGCUGGCCACCUUUGAGAUCGGUUUGUUCCACGUUAUGCCUCUGAUGUACCAGGGCAGAGAUGACCUCGUCUUUACCCAGCAGGCAGUUGUGGUGUUUCUCUUUGCUGAGAUCAUGAUGAAUUGGCUUGGCAUAAGAUAUGUGGACUCCUCCUAUAAACGCUUUAUUCAGAAACAUGGGGACCCUCGGACGAAGACCCUUUCAAAUGGCAACUUGGUAGAUAAACAGGCACAUUCAAAUUGCAGCUCUGAAGCGACUCUAAUGACGCUGAUAACUGAAGACGCUGAGCCUGUAAGGUCAACAAGGAAGUCUUCAAGCUCAACAACUUUCACUCUAGCCUCAAACAACAGCAGUGACCCAGCCCUGGAAGCAGCCAAAGCCAAUGCCGAAAUGAAAAGGAUUGAUGAUCAAAUCAACAGCAAAUCUAUUAAUGACCUGAUUGGUAAUUCCCAAGACGGUGUCGGGAUGACAGGCUUGUCGAACUCUUCUGACACCAUAGAUGAGCAGGCUCAGGAUAGUGGUGACAGCUACAGAUGUCCAAAACCGACUAUCACCACAGACGGAAAUACAGUGGUCAAGUCUUAUCCCUACUGGUCAUGGGUGCCCUGCUAUGACUGCGGUCGCGCCCGCCCGCCCAGGUGUCACCACUGCCCCGUCUGUCGUACUUGUGUACUGAAGCGUGACCACCACUGUUUUUUUGCGGGCAGCUGCGUCGGCUACAGGAACCACAGAUUCUUCUUUGUUUUCUUGAUCUACGCUUUUAUCGGCUGCGCCUAUGCGACCCUUCAUGGUUUCCCGUACAUCGCAUUUUACUUAUGGCAGGACAUGUCAUUUCUUGACAUCUGCUUUCCAAUAUCUGUUGUCAGGUUUCUGCUUGGGUAUGUGUCAUUCCACGUAACACUAUCCGUGACGACCUUGACAUUGCUUAUAUACUUUGACUUCCUGACAUUGACCUUCAUCGGCGCCCACAGCUACCUCAUCUACAAGGGCACCACAUCCUUCGAGAAGGCUUUCUUAAAAAGCUCGCUGGAGAUCAAGGACACAAGGACCCUGAAGCAGAAGAUACGAGCCGUCCUGGGGCCGUACUGGGCGCUGACUUUUAUCGCCCCGACACAUUUUGUAUUCGAGCCGGAGGAGAACCCAAUCACGUGGCCUUCAAUCGUAGUUUCAAAACAUUAGGGUGACAUGUAAAUGAAUUAAUUAAUGUGUUGUUGUUAACAUUAAGAUAUUAAGUGAAGACUUUGGUGAAGGUGUUCACAAAAAAACGUAACAUAUGUUUUCUUUAAGCAGAUAUGGCUGCUGCGAUAUUCAGUAACGUAACAAGGUACCCGUGGGCCCGGAUUAAUGAAUACGAUAGAGGGGCUCCUCCCGUAGAUAGAGUGUAAUGUAAAUAAGUCUUCCUGUGUGUAUCGGUUCAUCUACAAAAAGUAUUAGUGUCAUUACACUCAAUUCACUUACUUCUAACAAAGUACUCACCCUUCACCUGGCCUUCAUCUAGCCCUUAGCCUGUUGAACCGUUGGGGUACCACAUAUAAAUGAUAUAUCUGUCGACAUUAUUUCUCCAUUCCUCUCUGUCUUUUGCCUUGGAUAGAAUCUCUUUCAAUGCCAGGCCUGUCAAUUCUUUGAUGUUUUCUUUUCAUCGCUUGCUCGCACCUUCUUCCUUUCCUAGUUCUGUUCCCGUUUGCCCCCUUUUUUUUUGACAAUGGUCAACAGGUCGAAUGUCCUCAUUUGUGAUGCGGUCUUUGUAGGUGAUACCUGGGAUCCUCCACUAAUAUCUUAAUUACAUUGAUAGGGUCCUCCUCCUUUCUAGUUCUGCAAUUAGCGUCUAAGAUUUGCAAGCAUAUAAGAAUAUUGCCAUAAUCAAGGAGCGGACCAUUCUGAUUUUGGUGUCGAGAGUAUGCCUUUGUCUUCACAGAUUGUUUUGAGUUUUGCAAGUGCUGCUGUGGACUGCGCAAUUCUGACCAGUAGCUUAGGUUUAGGUAUUUAAAAUUUCUGACACUUGACAGCUAGUUGGAGCUUUAGACAACAAAGAACCGGAAGCAGACGACACUUUACUAAACAUGCGCUGUACAUACAUUGUUCAGUAACAAUACGAGGAGUACGUUGUAUAGUUCUAAGCACACGUUCUUAUAAAACUAUUUGUUUGUUAGUUUUACAAGUUUCGUAUGUUUUUUACUAGGAAUUGAGGAUUAUUAUGCCCAAAUAAUGUAGUACUUUCAACCAUAUCACUAGAAAUAGUUUCACAUUUCAGCGAAGGAAAAUGACAAAACAUGUUAUCACUUGCUUGCCCGGAGAAACGGGAAAGCUUUGUUUGAAAAGAUUUCACAUGUACAUUCAUUUCAUGUAAUAAACAUGAACUCUGUCUUCAACUCUUCGUUAGAAAUAUUAGUAACAAAGUCAGUCAAUUUCUUUUAAAGGAACAUAACAAUUUCUUCUUUGAGAUUCCAUCUACUAUUCAAAACCGUGUCCAUGCUAGGCCAACGGAUACUACUGUGAAUGUUCUGUUUCCAAAUCUUCUCGGAACUGCCUUUGGUUAAGUCCCCUAGCUCUGAGAAGUUUGAUCACUGAGAUAAUUGGGCUAAUAAUAUGUUUGGUAUUUACUGCAGCUUUGCUCAAACUUUCCCUUUUAUAUUUUAUGGUUGAGAUAUUGUUCUUUAACUUAAAAGAAAAACAAAAAUGUUGUUUUUUCUCAGUCAAAGCACGGACUCCAUCAGCUGUUACGCUUGCCAUCUUGUUCUUAAACUCGUUUCGUAAUUUGCCCAACCCUGUCCUAGCUCAAUCCUCUUGCAAGACCUUAAGAGAUGAGCUGGAAGUUAAGAUCAUACCGACAUCAUUCCGAAAUACAUACAACUUUACCAGGCUGCUAGCAUAUAAGAUAAACUUAUGUUGAAAAAUAUUAAAGCUCUGAAGGGGUGAAGCAGUUUGUGGUAUUUAGUCAAUCACAGCAGAGGUUCUCAAACUUUUUUGACUCGGGGAUCCCUUUAUAUCGUCUAAACUUGCCCAUGGACUCCUAAGUGAAAACAAAACACUAUAUAACUGACAUAGUAAGUAGUACAUAGGCUAGACACGCAAAUAACAACAACAAAUACAGUUUCAUUAAAGGGAGUGUUUAUUGAGAUUAUAACUUUGGUUUAAAAUAAAAUUAAAAAAAUUAAUGACUCAGACAAGGUUGAUGAGAUUCUAUGAGUGUGUUUAUGUGCUGCACAAUGUUUGUAAGAGGCAACCGCAAAUCUCAACGAGCACACAUUUAUCGUCUGGUCCUUUUUUUCGCUGUUCCUAUUGGUCUUAAAUAUGUCACGUGACUUAGUCGGUCUCUCUUAUUGGUGAAUGCAUUCAUUACUGCAAUAAAUCCACGUUUUACCAAAAUGAAAAGACGCAAUAGCCAUAAACAACUUCUGUACCCAUAUCAUCAUCAUCAUCAUCACUCCUUUGAGUUCCUCAUGGAACAUAGGGCCUCGACAAAAAAACGCCACUCUUGCUAGCUUUUUUAUGCAUGGUUUCCCAGCUCUUCCUGGUCUUCUCUGCUUCUUCAAGUACACUCCGUCGCCAUGUUCUUUUUGGUCUUCCUCGGCGUCUUGUUCCCUGGGGGUUCCACUCUAAGGCCUGCCUACCUCUGUUGCUGGUAUCCAUAAUGCUGAUUAGUAUUCAGAUUAUCCGAUCGGAUAAACUGGCAUUUAGCAAAGAAGUUAUUUUAUACAUUUUUCUUCUUUCUGCGGACCUUCUACGGUCGUCUCGGGGACCCUGGGGGGUCUGUGGACCACAGUUUGAGAACCUCUGAAUGACAUUAUAAUAGACAUCCUUAUGUUAGUGAAAUUGUCUAAAUCAGGGGUAUAUUUCAUAUUGAACUGUCUUUUUUUAAAUAUUGAUUAUUGGGAUUCUUUCGUUUUACAGUUUAUGAUUUCAUUAAUAUUUAAAACAGACAUAUAGUAUACAUCUAUCUACAUAUGUCUUAAGUAAAGUUCCCCUUUCAAACCUUGAGGUCUAUAGGACAGAUGAUGUAAAGGUCAUCUGUUUCUGUGGCCUACGGUUAACAAGGGUGUCAUGUGGCCAGCACAACGACCAACCGCCUUUACUUUUCCCUAAAUAAUAUCAGGUACCCAUUAGAACUGGGUGGACUCAGAGACGCCCGAAGAUCCCGAAAUUAAAAUUCCCAGUCUUCACCAGGAUUCGAACCCCGAGCGCUUUACCGCUCAGCCACCGCGCCUCUUACAUGUGUCUGAGUCUAUGAUUAAUGUUUGUUUUUUUUUAUUUUGACAUUUUGACAAGUUCGUAGCUUGUAUGACAUUUUCUCUCAAAACUUAAGCCUCUAAUUAUUUUUAUGCUUGUAUUCAUCAUGACUCAAUGUUUGUGUUUACAUUUUAUACCAAACGGUAGUAGACUAAGUUAUUCACGUGGCUUGACAGCUGUUAAAAUGCCAACAACAAGUCUAUAGAUCACAGGAAGUGGUCAUUAGUGUUUAUAGGACAAGGAUCGGUUACUGUUCACAUUGUUACACAGCUAAAACCUUGAUGUUGGACACAACUUGUGACACAAGUUAAGAGAAGAGAGCAGUGUUUUUCGUGGCCAAAUAGACCCAGUAGCGACCUAUAUAUUCCGCCAUACCUGACGCAGACAAAGCUAUUAUUUGGUUCUCGUUUCGUAGUUCGUUUCGGUCUUAAAUGUCACGUGACUGAUGUAAGGGAACUCCAGCUGUCCUGCCAUUUUUUUUUUAAAACCUUCUAAAAAGAUUGAUUUGAUUUAAUGAGGAGCUUGAAUAAUUUUAAAAGCUAAUAUUUUUAACAUGGCAAAAUAUUUGAUAAAUAUUCGAUACCAUAUGAUAUGAUGCAAUAUGAUAUAACGUCAAAUGAUGCGAUAAAUGAUAAAUGUAUACAUAUCAAAAUGCAUGAAUCGUACAUAUUUGAUACAUAUGAUAUACGAUAUUAUUCGAUAUGAUAAAAUAUAAUGUAAUAUAAUAUCAUUCAUUAAUAAUAUUCAAACCAAACAAUAUGAUAUGUCAUGAUAUGAUACAAUAUUAAAUGAUAUUUAAUGAUGCUAUAUAUAUCAUGAUAUGUUAUUAUACGAUAUGAUAUGAUACGAUACGCAUGAUUUAAUUAGGCUACAAUAAAGUGCUUGAUCACUACUGAUAGACCUACUCUUUUUUUUUUUUACAGAUUUUUAAAGAAUCAUAUGUCAUAUCAUAUCAUAAAAUAUAGUAUUACAUAUGUCAUAUCAUAUCAUAAAAUAUUGUAUUACAUAUGUCAUAUCAUAUCAUAAAAUAUUGUAUUACAUAUGUCAUAUCCUAUCAUAAAAUAUUGUAUUACAUAUGUCAUAUCCUAUCAUAAAAUAUUGUAUU